Messenger RNA from Colletotrichum chrysophilum, 3318 nucleotides. RefSeq lists its product as uncharacterized. Gene Ontology annotation, molecular function: catalytic activity. The transcript is spliced from 2 exons. Bases 1 to 3318 code for a protein of 1105 amino acids. NCBI's taxonomy places the organism in Eukaryota, Fungi, Ascomycota, Sordariomycetes, Glomerellales, Glomerellaceae. The record is from RefSeq and is a predicted model, not a curated record.
AUGCCAGCUACUAUCAACGGCUCAGACGAGCAUCAGCUCGUCGAUGAGUUCAUCAUUCUCACGCCGAAUGCCAUGCUCGGCUAUGGAUAUGACUCAGAUCACUUCUGGUAUGGUAUCGAGAAGUAUAAGCCUGCAGCAAUCAUUGUCGACAGCGGCUCUACAGAUGGCGGUCCCUAUAAGCUCGGCAUGAGCAAGAUGACCUGCGGACGAGGCUCGUAUGUUCGAGAUUUGGAGCCAAUACUCGAAGCAUGCUUUCACCACAAGAUCAAGGUCCUCAUUGGAUCCGCUGGCGGUGAUGGCAGCAACAAGCAUGUUGCUGAGAUGCUCGACUUGGUGACGGAGAUCGCGGAACGGAAAGGCUACUCAUUCAAGGUCGCCACGAUACAGGCCGGUAUGGACCGUGAGUGGAUUAAGUCGAGGAUAUCACAGAAUCGCGUUGGUCCUUGUGGUCCGGUCGAGCCCCUUCUUCCCGAGGUGGUGGACGGUGCUAUAGACGUUGUUGCUCAAAUGGGUUCUGAACCUUAUCUGGAGGCUUUGAAAGAGAACCCUGAUAUCAUCAUUGGAGGGCGGUCUUAUGACCCAGCCCCGUUUGCUGGUUUCUCGAUCGCCAGAGGAGUACUCCCAGAUGUAGCUUGGCAUAUGGGCAAGAUCAUGGAGUGCGGCGGCAUCUGCGCUGUCCCGAAAGGGCGGUCGAUGAUCGCAACGAUGAGAAGGGACUCCUUCGACCUUACUCCGCUGUCCCCGGCGGAGAGAUGCACUCCUCUCUCGGUCGCUGCGCACACCUUGUACGAAAAGACUCGCCCUGAUCGUCUCCCAGGACCUGGAGGCGUUCUAAACCUGGACGGGGCGAAGUACGAACAAGUUACCCCGAAGACUUGUCGAGUGUCCGGCGCCAAGUUCGAAACAACGCCUUAUCAGGUCAAGCUAGAGGGUGUCAGUCAUCUGGGAUACCGUACGAUCUUCAUUGGUGGCAUUCGAGACGCCAUUCUCAUCGACCAGAUCGACAACUUCCUCGAACGCGUCCGAGUGUACUCGCAGAAGCUAUUCCCGGGGCUGGACAAGUCUGAGCAAUGUCAACUUCUGUACCACGUAUACGGCAAAGACGGAGUGAUGGGACCCCUGGAGCCGGUUCAGGCAGGCCCACACGAGAUCGCCGUCCUCGGCGAAGUGGUUGCUCCGACCUCAGAGCUGUCUCACACCAUCGCCAACAACGUUCGCGCUUCCAUCUUGCACUUUGCGUAUCCCGAUCAAGUUGCGACGACGGGAAACUUUGCCAGCCCCCUUUCACCGCACGAGCAAGAUGCUGGAGCUGUCUUCAAGUUCAGCCUCUAUCACCUGGUGGACUUGGAUAACGGUGAAGAGGCCUCCAUCUUCCCGAUUCGCACUCAGACGAUUGGAUCGUCGCAAGCAUCUCCUGAGCCAGUCACUCACCUCUCUUCUGAUGUUUUCAGCAAGAUCGAUGACGGAGAGCUCACCCCCUUGACCUCGAAGUCUGUUCCCCAAGAAGAGGCGGCCUUGAGUCAAGUUGCACGCAUCAUCCGAUCAAAGAACUCCGGUCCAUUCGAGAUGACUUUCGAUGUCAUGUUUGACGACGAAUCAGUUUACAGGCGUGUCAGGGAGGCUAACGUCUUCACCAACGAGACCAUCAAGAAGCUCUACCGUGUCACGGACGACGAUAUCCUGACUAAUAUGUACUUCGACCCUGCCCUCGCCUGGAAAUGUACCAUCAAACGGCCAUGGGCUCAAGGCAGCGUCGGCGAGCGCGACACUCUUGGAACACAGCAACAUGCACCACUACUUGGAAUUCGCAUACCUGCGGCGAAGGCUACCGUUCAGUCCAAGCCUAACGGCGUCGCUGUGGCUUCCAGCAAAGUCAUACCCCGUGAAGGCUUUUCAGCUCAGGAUGUUGUCCAGGAGAUAUGGAAGGGGCUUAAGCUCCCUGCGGAAGCCCUCAGCGCGCUCAAUCUUGAGAAUGACGGCGGACCAACCCUGCCCUCGUCCUUCAAAAUUGGUGUCCUUGCUCAGAGUUCCAUCGCCUCGUCUGCACUUGCAGCAGCUCAGAUCCACGCCUUGCGUAACGAAUCUUCUGUGCCUGCCGUCGAUGUUCCCCUCGAACACGCAACCGUUGAGUUCAAGUCCGAAAGACUCUACAUCCUCGAUGGGAAGCCAACCCCUUCCCCCUGGGGCCCCAUUGGAGGUCUGCACAAGACAUCUGACGGGCAUGUUCGAGUCCAUGACUCGUUUCCGAAUCACCGGGAUGGCAUCCUCGAUCUUGUUGGCUUACCUCAUAGCUCAACCAGAGAACAAUUGUCGGAGAAGCUGUCGGAAUGGGCCAGUAUUGAUGUCGAAACUGCUGCAACGGUCGAUGGCAAGCUAGCGACGUAUGCCUUGAGAUCGUAUCGACAAUGGGAUGCCCUUCCUCAGUCCAGAGCCAUCAGCAAUUUCCCCAUCGACGCCACUCAACUAUCUCCCGAAGGGCCCGCCGGCUUACCUGCAAGAAUGAGAAGCGGCAACACGAAGUGUCUCCAAGGCCUCCGGGUAGUCGAGAUGAGCCGUGUCAUAGCCGCUCCCCUAUGCGGAAAGACGCUCGCGGCGCAUGGCGCGGACGUAAUCUGGGUCACCUCACCAAACUUGCCUGAUCUUCCGACCAUGGAUCGGGACUUUGGCCGUGGCAAGCGGACAGUUCAGCUCGAUGUCCACAACCCCUCUGACAAGGAGAGAUUGAUCGAGCUGAUCAAGACAGCGGACGUCUUUAUUCAGGGCUUCCGUCCUGGCAGUCUUGCCAGCCACGGCUUGUCACCUGAGGAGAUAGUCAAGAUAAACCCCUCCAUCAUCGUCGCCAACAUGUCGGCAUUUGGGCCACAAGGACCUUGGUCUGGUAGGAGAGGCUAUGAUUCGCUUGUGCAGACCUGCUCGGGGAUGAACGUCUCCGAGGCGGAGCACACUGGAAAAGGGGAGGCAGCGCGUCCAACGCCAUGCCAGGCACUUGAUCACGCCGGCGGAUACUGGCUCGCGACUGGUGUAAUUGCUGCUCUGUACAAGCGAGCAACUCUGGGGGGCUCUUGGCGCGUAGACGUCUCUUUGGCAGGUGUAAUGAAAUACUUGCGGAGCUUAGGACAAUAUCCUGGCGCGACAGGCUUCGAGGUCAAGGACUACGAAAAGCCAGAGGAUGUUCGGAAUGAGCUUUUCGAGACGAGGGAGACGGGUUUCGGCUCCAUGACGGCCAUCAGACACAGCGCACGUGUUGAUGGGGUCGAAGUCGGCUGGGACGUGAUGCCGAAGCCUUUGGGUUCUGAUUCCCCUGAAUGGAUUCAUUAA